Paramormyrops kingsleyae is the source of this 2053-nucleotide messenger RNA. RefSeq names its product lysosomal associated membrane protein family member 5 (gene lamp5). Gene Ontology annotation, biological process: establishment of protein localization to organelle. NCBI's taxonomy places the organism in Eukaryota, Metazoa, Chordata, Actinopteri, Osteoglossiformes, Mormyridae. The record is from RefSeq and is a predicted model, not a curated record. Gene Ontology annotation, cellular component: lysosomal membrane; plasma membrane; late endosome membrane.
ACUAUGGGCAUAAACGCAGUUUGUGCUUAUUUCCUAAUGUCGUGACUGCCCCCCACACCGGCGUCUAUAAGACGCUAAAGCGUAUCUGAGCUGCUCCAAAGCGGCGAGGGCAGCUGUGGCCGCAGCUUCUGCUCCGCACGGCUGAUCUGCCACAUCGCGGAGCCGCAGCGGUCCGCUCACACAAAGACUGCAACCUUGCCGGGAAUCGGAGGGUAAAGCGGCUCCCCGUCAGACUCAGCUGCAGUCUCAGGCAUGGGAAUAACGGCAUUGCGGGAGUAGCCCUGGCCAUCUCGCACCGAGAGACUUCAGGGAACUUCUUAAAACGAGCAGUCGUCCCUUUGACUUCAUGCUGCAGUUCCCGUCCGGCUGCGCCUCAGUCUCGGAUAAACACGACAGCCUCCGCAACGAGUUAACUGUCCUAAAGCGACCCCCUUUCCUCGAGAAAGGCACGUUUGCGCCUGCAUCCUGAGCGCACUUCGUGCCUUUGGCGACUGGAUGCUGCCGCACGCAUUCCCCUGCGUUUGCUGCAUUUGCGGGGCUGCCGUCGUGACUCCUCUGAACUGAGAGGGAAUCUCAUUUCUUCCAUUUGUUUUAGUCAUUAGUACAUUAGUAAUUUCCAAAUCCAGUGAACUGAACGAUGGAGCGUACGCGAUCCAAGACCUUGGACGCCAGAGGAAUUUUGCUCUGUCUAUUAAGUAUUGUUGCUCGAAGCCCAGCAGAGCAGGAGGUGGAGAACCUAUCGGGAUUAUCUACAAACCCAGACAAAGAUAUAUUCGUAGUUCGCGAAAACGGAACAACUUGCUUGAUGGCAGAGUUUGCAGUCAAAUUUGUCGUCCCAUAUGACGUCCUUGCACUCAACGGCAUAGACCUGAUUACAGAACAGGCGCCAAUUGCGCUUCCCCGAGGGGCAGAGAUUGAGGGAAAAUGCGGGAGUAAUGAAGCCGAGCUGCGCAUUUCCUGGAUAAAUAACGCCUACACGUUUCGCAUUUUCUUCCUUAAGGAAGUACAAGACCCAUCCAAGGGAAAAGCAAUCUGGAAAAUGAAUAAGAUGCAGUUUGUGUACGAUACCUCAGAAACAGCACACUUCAUUAACGCUUACAACCCUGGAAAGCACACUGCGAACUCUCAUCGCCUCUCAGCUCUAGUGACCCCUGCAGGCCGAUCCUAUGAGUGCGCGGCUGUCCAGACGGUCACCCUCAUCUCCAGUGACCACCAGAAAGGAGUAACGGUCUCCAUGUCUGACAUUCAGAUACAGCCCUUCGACAUACAGGGCGACUUCAUAUUCAGUGAAGCGUAUAAAUGCUUGAGUGACCAGCGGGAGCAGCUGGAGGAGACGCUGCCGCUGAUCCUGGGAGUCAUCCUGGGGCUGAUCAUCGUCAUCACCCUCUCCGUGUACCACGUACACCUGAAAAUGACCGCCAAUCAACCGCAGCUGCCCAGGGACCGCUCCAUGUACAAGAAUAUGUGACCUCGGACACACGACUACCCCCCCCCCCCCCCCUUAGUGAUAGACACCGCGCUGCAUCUCACUGUGUGGUCGGCCGUCUGUUUUUUUUCUUUCAGUUUCUGCUCAGGCCCGAUCUGUGCAGAGUUGGUUAUUAUGUUUAAAAAAGAAAAUCUGCAGAGAAAAUGAGUUUACGCUCGCGGUCGUCCAGUUUUCCGCUUUGAAUUCUACGUUAAUGGUGAAAGUGGAGUGUCGUGUGGAAUGCAGGUGUAAAACCGCGGCUUAAACGAUGAUUUAUUACCUAGCCUUACUUCCCCAUCUGUCAGUAACAUGCAUUAUAAUUCAGUUUGAAUGUAUGCACAUUAAACCGUUAAAAAAUGUAAAACCAGUGUCUUUACGCAACUGACAGAUUUAUGUUAAAAUGACAUUUAUGCCUUGUCAUAAUUCAUUGCAUACUGGAGGAAAGAAAAUAUGGUCAAUUAUAAAAAUUAAAAAUGAACACACGAUGUUAGAGUAUAAUAUUUUAAGAACUACUAUGCAUAAAGAAAACCAAGAAAAUAGCAUAUGUUUAAAUGGAGGUCUCUUUACUGAAAUAAAUGAUACAACACA